Molecule: messenger RNA, 1935 nt
Organism: Oenanthe melanoleuca
Lineage: Eukaryota; Metazoa; Chordata; Aves; Passeriformes; Muscicapidae
Gene: TMEM119
Product: transmembrane protein 119
Exons: 2
Coding region: 657-1406 (249 amino acids)
Biological process (GO): positive regulation of bone mineralization; positive regulation of osteoblast differentiation; ossification
Cellular component (GO): plasma membrane
Source: RefSeq, a predicted model, not a curated record
UGGAGACGGUCACGUCCCUCUCCCAAAUCCCGUGGGGUGCAGAGCCCGGCCAGGGGCUCACCACAGCUGCAGGGUGGGAAGCGCGUGUCCCGUGUCCUACAGCACGCUGUGGGCUGUGGAAUGGGGCAGAUCCAGCCCCAUCCAGGCAAGGAGCAGGGCACAGGGACAGAGCCAGCCUUUCCCCCUGCACCACGGACACUCAGGCAGCCGCCAGCCCCAUUCCCUGCACCCCAGCUCUGGGGCUGCCCCUUUGUCCCACACCCCAUCCUGGCUCCUCUCAACCACCAUGGUGGCACUGGGGUGAAAUCCUGCCCCAACCUAUUUUUAGCCGUGCUCCAGCUGGGAAUUAACGGUCUGGGACUGGCAGUUGGGAAAUGCCUCUUGCGCCGGGCCCAGCCCCUUUGCAGCGUUGCCUGUGUCAAAGUUUCCACUGUAAACCUCCAUUUUUUAGGAAUUCUCUAAUCAGCCAAAUGACCGUUGUCUGGAGCCAGGCACUGGCAGCAGCCCCAGUCCCCCAGCCUUGAGCAAUCCCACCCAGCUGGCUUCCAGCUGCACCCUUGGAAAACAACUGCAGCUUUGCUCUGUCAGGGUGACAAAACCAGAGCGGCUUUUCUACUUCCACAAGGAAAUUUGGGUCUCCUGCACAAAUCCUGGCAAUGGGCUCAGCCGUGGGCACGUGGCUGCUGCUCUUGGUGCUGCUGGCGGCGGCCCCGGCAGAGGCGGCAGCGCCGCGGCACCGCCCGGUGCUGCCGGACACCGCGGGCAGCGGGGACGGCGACGAGGCUUCGGCCACGCUGCCCGCCCAGCCCGUGACCCCCCGCGUCAGCCCCACGCUCGGGGACGUGCUGGGGACCACGGUGACCAACAGCUCGGCGCCGGGCGUGCUGGACAGGCUGGUGACUUUCCUCAAGGACUACCUGCUGCUGGUGGUGGUGGCGGGCUCGCUGUCCUUCGUCCUCCUCUUCAUCAUCUGCGCCGCCGUCAUCGUCAGGCAGAAGCACAAGGCCUCUGCCUACUACCCCUCCUCCUUUCCCAAGAAGAAAUACGUGGAUGAGCGGGACAAGUCGGGGGGAGCGCGGGCGUUCAGCGAGGUGCCUGAGAAAGCGGCCGAGGCCGGCGCGGAGGAGCCGCUGGACGGCAGCCGGCAGCUCCAGGCUGACAUCCUGGCUGCUGCCCAGAACCUCAAAUCCCCCCACAAGGCGCCGCUGGCCAACGGGGCCCGGGCCGAGCAGAAUUCCCCUCAGCAGGAAGAGGAGGAGAAGGAGGAAGAGGAAGGAAAGAAGUUGGGGGAUGAGCAAGCCAAGCCCCCUGCCCAAAAUCCAGGUGUGGAGGAAGGGGCGAGCGCAGGAAGCAAGGAGACCCCUGAUGCAUCCCAGGAUGGUGCCCAGGCUCCCUCUGGAAUCUGAGGAGGGACAGAGCCCUGGGCAAGCUGAGGAGCUGCUGCCUUGGGACACACGAUGGACAUGGUGGAUGAGGCUCUGUACGUAGGUGGUGGCUCAAGGAAGCCCUGAUGAAGAUCCCAUUGCCCCCCAUCUCCCCUGACCCUGGUGCUGAUGGGGGGGAUUUGCCAGCUGCUGGUUUUCCUCAGCCCAAGGGGCUUCUCCCACCCCAGGCACUGGGUGGGUGCAUCCCCCCAGCUCCAGCUCUGCCCCCACUGUGCCACCAGCUUCCUCCCAAAUGUUAUCUUAAUCAGCAGCAGCAGCCUGGUCUGUGCCAGGCACCUGGCUGGGAGCUGUGUCCCUCUGGGAAAAGGAAUGGGACCAGGGCUGGAGGGCUGUAGGACAUGGGUGAGCCUUGCCCAUGGCCACCCAGGAGAGAAGAGGAUGAGGAUUUAGGGACAAGGACCUUCUUUCCUUCUUUUACCCCAGAGCCCAGCUGGAUUUUUGCCUCAUUUCCUGAACUCCUUCAGCUAGAAAUAAACAUUUCCUCCGCACA